UGCCGCCCCAGCUGUGGUUGGGAACCACAGCUGUAGGUGACCGUGCUGGGGUGGGGGAGGGUGUUGUGAAUCUGAACCCUGAUGAUGUCUGUCAUUGCUCCUACAGCACUAAUGGCCAAACUGACGACCUGUAAUGGCCUGUCUGACAGGUGAGAUUGUGUCUGUUUCUCCAUCUAUUGCUAACUGUGUGCUCUUUACAGUGAAAUUGGAAAGAUUGUAGGAGAGACUUAUGGAAAAUAAUAGGCAUACCAUGUUUGAGGUCAUGUUUACUGAUCCAGCCUGUGUCCUCUAGCUAGAAGCAUUCAUCACCUUGGGUCAGAAGAGACCACUGCUCUGGUGGAUAAGCAGGCCUUGGACAAGGACCAAGUCACCAAACGUCUUUAGUUAAUAGGUAGUACUGUGAGUGUUCAUUCAGUUUUCCACUAUUUGCUGGUGAACUGGUAACUUGCUAACUGAAUUAUGGGUUUGGUUGUUUUCAUGCUCAGCAUUUGUUUCCAAAAGACAAAGGAACUAAUGACAUGGAGUCAAGCAGAGGAGAUAUUAAGUAUAAGAUAUUUUGUUAAAGAAUAUUACAUGAGUGCCUCCCGAGUGGUGCAGCGGUCUAAGGCACUAAGGGUUCAAUCCGCGACCGAGAGUCCCAUGAGGCGGCCUUUCAGGUAAAAUUAUAACAUGAUUUGUGUGAUGUCUGUAACUCAACAUGAAUAUAUUCUCUGAACUGCCUAAGUGUUCUAUUGUCAUGAACCUUCAGGUAACAUUUGAUAUAGAUGUCUUGUCUAUACAUCCCAGUCACAUGGCAAGGAUGUCCUCUGGUUUUAGACUUACAGUAUUAUAUUACAGUACAUAAGACACAGGGGUUGGAGGUCGUUCUAAUACCACACUGGUUCAUUAGGCUGUUGUUGCUUGUGGAUGUGUAAAGUGAACCAUCAACAUUUGAAUGAUAUGACACAACUUCUAACCAAGUCAUUUCAAACCUUUUCUACGUUUCCAUUGCCAACUGAACAGAAUACAUGUUCCUUGCUGUUAAACAGUGUCCAUCUAGCUCCCCAUCUUUAUAAAUGACAACUUUGAAGAAUAAAAGGCCCCAAAAAAUACACAUAAUGUUUAUUCUGUGCGUCAUAGUGUACGUACCGUACCAUAGCUCCUCCUCUGCUUAUAUAAACAACCAGGAAAUGCCUUUACUUUCUUUUCAAUUUCACUAGGCCUGGAGGUAGAUGUGUCAUCUCAGAACUGAACAUGUUUUUGUUUGAAGUGGUUUUUUUGGUUGCUGUUUUGGAAGUCUAUCCAACCUACGCUGUCGAGAAUCAAGCAUGUACUUCGGUGGAAAUUGAUUGUGGAAAAUUGAAGACCAGUGAUGGUAGAUACGUGUAUCUAUACAACAUUUCAGGUGUAUCUGACAUUGCAGUGUACAACAAUGCAGGGACUGCCAUUGCCAACAGUGGAGGGGACAAGCCAAUGGAAUUUGAUAAGAAUGAGGUGGUAACGAUGAACAACAGUUCAGUCACCCUCUAUAAAUGCCAACAUCUGACAAUGAACAUAAUUUACAUUGAUUCUACACAGCAGAAGACUGGAACUGAGUCUAAUGGUAAAGAUCCCUCAGUUAAGGAGAGAUGUUCCCAUUACAUUGUCACAGAGAUGAGGAAUGAGGUUGUGACAAUUGCAUCUUUGAAUUCAACCAUCAUCCCAGAUGGAGACCAUCCUGAUAGAAACCGUGGUGACACUAGUUUAUCCUGGAAAAUCAUUGUUGGUGUUGUUGCUCUCGUGCUGGUCAUUGCUGGUUUGCGCUUUUUUUUGUGUGUGCAAACCUUGGAGAGACAAACAGUGCAACCAAGGCCACAGAGAUGUGGAAGCGGGUCAGGGCAUUCCAGAACCAAACUCCAUUCCUCUGAUGCAGAAUGAGCAACGUGAUGCCAGAGACAUCAGAAAGCCUGAUGACGGUGAGACUGUUGAAGCUGUGGUUGUUCUCAGUGACCAAGGAGGUGAGCCAGGAGAGGAGAGCAGGCAGCCCAUGGACAAUGAAGAGACAGGCGCUGACAACCCUCUGCUGAAUGGAGAUGCCAGGGUUAACAGCCAGACUGAUGACCCACAGCUUCUUGGUCAACCUCAGAGCAAUGGACACGUGCCAUAUAGAAGGGAAUCACACCUGACCAAUGGGGCUCCAGGUCAGGGUGCUGGUGAGACUUCACCCCUCCUCUGCAGAAUCCCAGGAGAGGAAGGCGUGCUAGAAGGGCAGGACAGGAAGUCAGCAGACAGUGGGGGAACAGACCCUGAAUCCUGUCAGAAGACACAUGCUGAACCCCCUCUAGUGAAUGGACACCAUGAUGUCAGGGUUAACGAUGAGACUAAGGAAGCGACUCCUGGUGCACAGAGUCCAGGACCUCUUCAGAUGAAUGGAGGUCAUCCCAUGUCUAACAGAGCUGCAGAGGAGACCACUGCUCUAUUGGACAAACAGGCCUUGGACAAGGACCAAGUCACCAAACCUCAUGAGUUAAUAGACAAAGGACCUAAUGACAUGGAGUCAAGAAGAGGAGAACUGUAACAAACGGUGGACGUUUGUAUAACAAAAGAAAACCUAACACCAUAUGAUAAGACACAGUAAUACUGUAUAUAAUAUACAUAUUAUAAGAUACACAUUUGUGACUUGCUUUAUCAUAAUCAGUCAUGUCAACCCCAAGGCACAUUCUGAAAAGUGUAUUUUUCUGAUUUUCUAUAAUCCAAACAGUUUAUUAAGUUAAUUCUCUAUGUGACAGCUGUAACCUGGAUAAGUUAGGAAAUGUGUUCUAGUGAUAUCAGUUGAAAUUCCAAAACGGACCAAGACUUUUAGAUAAUAAUAAUUUAGAUAAGUUACCUACACGUUUAAUUACUAUUAUCUGAAAAUGAGUGUGCGACAUAUGACUGAUUAUGAUACAACAAGUCACAUUUUAGCUAUACAACAUUAUAUAUCAAAUUCUAUGAAAGUAUGAUAAGAUCAUACACUAGUAUUGUAUACUAUACAUACAAGCAAUUAUAUAUAUAUAUAACAUACACCUGAAAAGAUGCUUAAAACGUUAACCUCUCUAGUAUAGACAUAUCCAAGGUCAUGAGGUCUCAAUGUCUUGUGGAAAUGUCAAAUAGCUAAACAAUGACUAGACGUUAUUUAGAGUAGGCCUCAUUAUCACAGGGCCCAGUCUAAGAAGCUCUAUUUUACCAAAGCAAUUAUUCAUUAUUUCUGAAUUGAGAGUUAGCAUGUCAGUUAAAAUAACUUGCAUAAUUUGUCCCAUUUAACACAUGAAAUCCUACUUUCAGUAAAGAACGUUGAUGUUCCAUUUUAGACUCUAGAUGAUAUUACAUCAGACUUAUUUAAAUCACUGUAUUCAUAGGAAAUCAUGAUUGGUCAGUUCAAACAGGAAACACUUCAUAUGGAUGUUCUCUUUAUAAUGCAUUAUAGGAGCAUUAAUAACACCUUCUAUGCAUAAUGCAUCAGGAUGCACAACAUAGGUGCUAAUAACUGCUCAUGAACAUCUAUAACUACAUAAAGCAUUAUCACCAGGAUGUGUAAUGCCUUAUGAAGCAAAGUAUUACUAUGCCAGAUGCCACAUUAGGAUCAUUAUAUUAUACAUUAUGUGCUCAUUAAGCUAAAAAGUAGUUAGUAAUUGCAAAGUUGCUAAUUAGCAAAAAUGCUAAAAUAUCCCGUGAUGAUAUUCGAACACGCAACCUUUGGGUUGUUAGACGUUCACGUUAUAAGUCCACCCAUCCGAAACCAAAGCAUGGAUUACUGUCUGAGCUUGUCCAUAGACUGUUUACGGGGUAAAGAAAGCAAAUGAUAUUUUGUAAUUAGGGUGAACUAUCCCUUUAACAGGAGUGCGGAACUCCUACGUGAAGUCGUUACAGUAUAGCCCUCUGACACCUUUUCCUAAAGAGACUUUCAUGAGGUCAUACCACUUAGCUUCAUAAUCAUAAGGCAUUAUGCUGCCUGCUUAAAAUGCUGAAGGAAUAUAGACAUGUAUUAGCCAUUAGUGCCUAUGUCAUGCAUUAUGAUGUAUAUAUUCAUAGAUUAAAAGGUGUUAUAAAUACAUUUGUAACACAGUACGAAGAGGGUAUUCAUAGGAAGUGUUACCUGCAGUUCUUGCGGAAGGAACUGUACCCCACAUCCCCACCUACUAGUGACAUUGUGAAAAAUACCACAACUUUAGACAGGAAUUGUGUAGCUAUGUUGACAUUUAUGUUCACAGUUUCAUUAGAAUAUUUAUUUCAGUGUCUGUCAGGUCAAAUGACUUAGGCGAAUGACAUACCCACAUACAUUGACACCUUAUAACCUUAGUGUCUGAAAAGGUUCAUUUUCUUCAUCUUUUGAUUAUGUUAAUUUGACUUAUUUGUAAUGUAUUUCAUGUCAUGUAUGUGGGUUGGUCCCAUACUGUUAUGAAUGGUUUUCACCUGAUGCUUUUAUGGUUAGUUACCUUACACAUGUAUUUAGUUUUAUUUAUGACUUUUUCAUGACCAAUUUACACUCAGUGUACAAAACAUUAAGAACAUGACAGACUGACCAGGUGAAUCCAGGGCGAAAGCUAUGAUCUCUAAUUGAUGUCCCUUGUUAAAUCCACUUCAAUCAGUGUAGGGGGAAGGAGACAGGUUAAAUCCGUUUUUUUCUAAGCCUUGAGACAUGGAUUGUGUGUGGGUACCAUUCAGAGGGUGAAUGGGCAUGACAAAAGAUUGAACUGCCUUUGAACGGGUAGUAGGUGCCAGGCUCACUGGUUUGAGUGUGUCAAGAACUGCAACGCUGCUGGACUUUUCACUCUCAACAGUUUCCUGUGUGUAUCAAGAAUGGUCCACCACCCAAAGGACAUCCAGCCAACUUGACACAACUCUGGAAAGCUUUGGAGUCGACAUGGCCAGCAUCCCUGUGGAAAGCUUUGGAGUCGACAUGGCCAGCAUCCCUGUGGAAUGCUUUGGAGUCGACAUGGCCAGCAUCCCUGUGGAAAGCUUUGGAGUCGACAUGGCCAGCAUCCCUGUGGAAAGCUUUCGACACCUUGUAGAGUCCAUCCCUUGACCAAUUCAGGCUGUUCUGAGGGCAAAAGCAGAUGUAACUCCAUAUUAGGAAGGUGUUCCUAAUGUUUGUACACUGUGUAUAGUACUAUUCAUUUUGACUGUUGGAUUGAUAUGAUCUGCUCAUACAUUGCCAUACAAGUGAGUGAGUUAAGACUAUUGUUUAAUGAACGACUCAGGUCUGAUGGAUACACUUGUCCCUCAUACUCUUGUAUUAUUUGUAUGAACAAACCUCCACAUCAUUGUCAUAUCUACUUUUUAGGAAGGCUGUUCUGCAGAGUUUUGUGUAUGGUCACAACUUGUUUUAUUUAAUACAUGAACAUUUGAGUAAUUUAGCGGAUGCUCUUAUGCAGAGUGACUUACAGGAGCAAUUCAAGUUUAGUGCUUUGCUCAAAGGUACCUCGACAGACCAAGUCGGCUCGGGGAUUCAAACCAGUGACUUUUCAGUGACUGGUACAACGCUUAUUAAUAUUAUGAUGAGUUGCUUUCCUUUUAUCAUUAAAACAUUCCUUUCUA
Messenger RNA from Oncorhynchus kisutch (coho salmon), 5535 nucleotides. RefSeq lists its product as uncharacterized. The record is from RefSeq and is a predicted model, not a curated record. NCBI's taxonomy places the organism in Eukaryota, Metazoa, Chordata, Actinopteri, Salmoniformes, Salmonidae. The coding region runs from base 1685 to 2536 and encodes 283 amino acids. The transcript is spliced from 15 exons.